UGGCUAGACCAGCACACAUCUGAGGAACAUGGACAUGUAAUUCAGAGCCAGACAUCAUCUCAUCAUGGAGAGGAGAGAAAAGCUGUCUCAGCCCCUCACAAAUCCGAUGGACAUGUUCAUGAGACUCAUGGCCAUAAAACAGCAACAGAUGAGCAGGGGCACGGUAAUACUCAGAAAGCAGGUAUCUAUUCAGUUUGUGUUCUUGGCUUCAGUGGUUUCUUUAUUUUACUGUGCAUGCUUACCAGAAACAGCAAAUGUGGAUGUGAAUGUUUGCUGCCUAUAUUAAUGAACAUUAUUGCAUUAGUCUCCCAGAUGCAUGAGAGGCUCGCACAAGGCCACAAAACAACAGCCUCACAUGGACAUGGAGAGGAGGGGCAUGGACACAAUAAAGUAGAGAGGACAGAUCCCCUCAAGCCCAGUGGACACGUACAUGAUGCUCAUGGUCACAUACCAGCAACCCCACAUGAGCAUGGAGAAGAGGGGCAUACACACACAAACACUGAAAGGACAGAUCCUCAUGAGUCUCAGCCUGUUGUCCAUCAUGGCCACAAGUCGACUACCUCACACGGACAUGGAGCGAUGGAGCACACACACACAAAAGUUGAAAGUACAGAUGCUCAUGUGCCUCACACCUAUGUACAUCACAGUCAGAACCCCCCAGCCUCACACGGGCACGGAAAGACAGAGCACUCCCACAGACAAGUUGAAGCGAUUGAAACGACAGAUCCUACGGCAUCUCAUGGGCAUGGACAUGAGACGCAAGGUCACAAAUCAGCAGCCUCACAUGGACACGGACAUGAGAUGGACACACACAGAAAAGUUGAAGUGACAGGCCAUGACAAGUCCCACGGACAUGAGACUCAUGGUCACAGUUCAACAACCUCACAUGGACACGGAGAGGAGGAGCACACACCCAGAAAUGUUGAAAUGCCAGAUGGACAUGGACAUGAGACUCAAGGCCACAAAUCAGAGCAUGGAGAGGCACGGCAUAGCCCAGGUACAACUCGGCUGUGAAUUUAUAUUCUACAUAGAGUACAGCAUAGCAUAGCAUAGAAUAGUUCCUCAUUAGUUACAUUUGGAAUCUCCUAAUAAUAAUUUUAAAAAAUGUUGUUUCUGGUUGUGAAGACCCUCAUAAGUCUGAAGAACAUGGCCACAAAUCCACAUCAUUUGAACAUCAGCUGGAAAGUGGAGGGC
Molecule: messenger RNA, 1194 nt
Organism: Gambusia affinis (western mosquitofish)
Lineage: Eukaryota; Metazoa; Chordata; Actinopteri; Cyprinodontiformes; Poeciliidae
Product: histidine-rich glycoprotein
Exons: 8
Coding region: 235-1014 (259 amino acids)
Source: RefSeq, a predicted model, not a curated record